Mugil cephalus (flathead mullet) is the source of this 1466-nucleotide messenger RNA. RefSeq names its product translocase of inner mitochondrial membrane domain containing 1 (gene timmdc1). Gene Ontology annotation, cellular component: mitochondrion. The transcript is spliced from 8 exons. NCBI's taxonomy places the organism in Eukaryota, Metazoa, Chordata, Actinopteri, Mugiliformes, Mugilidae. The coding region runs from base 205 to 1188 and encodes 327 amino acids. The record is from RefSeq and is a predicted model, not a curated record.
UCUAUUCAAGCCCGGGGUCGCAGGUCGAAACACCGCUAGGUUGUCCGAAAGUCAGCGUGAGAAAGCCGACAACGCAAGGUCAGUUAUGGAAAACUGACAUGUUGACAUUCACGUUUAGUAAACCAGAGCUCCUCCACUUCAUUGACGACUUCACUCCGUAGACGAAGUCUCCGUCGGAUGCUGCCCCACGCCAGCUGAGGCGCGAUGCUUCCAGAGCGGCGCGGAGCGAGCCUCGGCCCCCGGGGACGACGGGCAGAUUCAGCCCCCCGGGGCGCGCUGAGCACCGGCCUACUGCGGGGCCUCGUCCAGGGCGCCGGGCCUCCUCCUCCUCCUCCUCCUCCUUUCUUCUGCCUCCCGCUCCCCAGGGUCCACGCAGCUGAUGUGGCUGCUGCCCAGUCUGCACAGAUGCCCACUUCCACAUCCACAUCCACCACCAGUCCUGCCUCCGUGCCCGUCCCCUCUCACAGCUCCCUGCCAAGCAGCAUUGGCAAGCCCGAGUUCCCGGACACCGGAUGGGAACGCAUCAAGGAUCUCUUUGACAGAGAUUCAGCGCAGAGUUACCCGGAGGAGAUCUCAAACGCGUUCAAGUGCGCCACUUUCGGCGCGCUCGCCGGCUUCCUGUACGGCGGCGUCCCGGGAGCGCGCCACGCCCGGCAGAGGUACAUCCAGCUCAGCCAGGCGGAGAUGUACUCCACUCGGGUGGAGGCGGUGCGCUCGGCGCAUAACGCAGCCAUCCGGGGUUUUAUGAGAUACGGAUGGAGAUGGAGCUGGAGAGUGUCUGUUAUAGUCAGUCUGUUCAACUCCGUCAGUACGGGACUGUCCGUGUACCGGGACAAAGAUGCCGUCAGUCAUUAUGUUGCAGCUGGAGCUGUCACUGUGGGCCUGUUCCGGCUGAACCUGGGCCUGAGAGGGCUGGUGGCGGGGACGGUCAUCGGAGCGGUCCUGGGGAUGCCUGUUGGUGCUUUGCUCAUCGGCCUCCAGACUCUGGCAGGAGAAACCAUCCGAGAGAGGAGGCGACGAGAGCGACGAGAACUGUACGAACACAAGCUUCAGGAAUGGACGGCUCGUCUGCAGCUGACGGACGAGUUGAUCGACAGCCUCGACGUCGCCGCUCGAGAAGAAGAAACGAACAAGGACAUGCAGAGGAUCCAAGAGCUGCUCAGUUUACCAAAGAACCAGGACGUUUAGGACCGAACGCAGCUGUGAGGACGUCUGUUUCCUUUCACCAGGACCUUUUUUUUUGCAUCUUUGAACUAAAUUGGAACCAGUAGCAGAAGCAACUAGUGAUCUUUCAUCUGGAAAAGAUCCGUCACGUUCACGUCAUCAUUGCAAUAAUGAAUCUUGAAUUGGACUCUGAGACAUUUCCACCAGUAGCUCCCCCAUCGUGUACAGAUUAAUGUUGCACAGUUCACACUGUAGGUUAAACAACCUAAUAAAACAUCACAUCAGUUCAUGUCAAAUCCAAA